Messenger RNA from Protopterus annectens (West African lungfish), 551 nucleotides. RefSeq names its product tyrosine-protein phosphatase non-receptor type substrate 1-like. The transcript is spliced from 2 exons. The record is from RefSeq and is a predicted model, not a curated record. Lineage: Eukaryota; Metazoa; Chordata; Ceratodontiformes; Protopteridae. Gene Ontology annotation, cellular component: plasma membrane. The coding region runs from base 102 to 551 and encodes 149 amino acids.
UUGUAACCUAAUUCAUAUCAAAAGCCCUUUCAUACCAAGUCUGUUACAUUAUUUGUUUAUUUUGAUUUAAUAUAAAUUCUAACACAAGCACAGGUCACAACAUGCAGGAUCAGGUCUGUGCAUUCAGCUUCAUCUUAACUGUGCUGAUUUUAUCCACAUUCAAAGGUACUUCUGGACUGAUUAUAUACCAGAGCCCAUCAGUUACUGGCAGGGAAGGGGGCACUGUUAUACUGAACUGUACUUUGUCAGAAGAAAAGCUGGGACCUGUCCGAUGGUACAAGGGGGAGAAUCAGCAGCAGCUCCUGUACUCACAGCUCACAAGUGAAAAAUCAGAUCCACGAGUGAGUAGGACUGUAAAGGAAGGCCCUACAAGAAACACUGAUCUUUCCAUCACAUUUACAAAUAUCACCUGGGAUGAUGCUGGGAUGUAUUACUGUGUGAAGUUUAAAUCAGACAAAGUAAAUGUGUCUGCAGCAGGAAAUGGAACCCGACUUUAUGUGACCCGUAAGUACAAACCCUUUAAUGUCACAAUUAUAAUACGGUGUGAAUAG